This is a messenger RNA of Camponotus floridanus (Florida carpenter ant), 2395 nucleotides long. It is a transcript of the gene Hsp90, whose product is annotated as heat shock protein 83. Bases 178 to 2346 code for a protein of 722 amino acids. The transcript is spliced from 3 exons. Gene Ontology annotation, cellular component: protein-containing complex; plasma membrane; cytosol. The record is from RefSeq and is a predicted model, not a curated record. Gene Ontology annotation, molecular function: disordered domain specific binding; ATP-dependent protein folding chaperone; ATP binding. NCBI's taxonomy places the organism in Eukaryota, Metazoa, Arthropoda, Insecta, Hymenoptera, Formicidae. Gene Ontology annotation, biological process: cellular response to heat; protein folding; protein stabilization.
CGCCAGUAUUGAAUACUCUGUAAAGUGACCGCGUGCGAGACGUAUCGUUGCUUCGAGGAAACCUUCGCUCGUCCAGCUCGGCUGUUUGCCGAAUACAACGCGAGUGCAUCUGUACGCAUUUAAUUUACCUGUGAUUUAACGUCUCUCUAACGUUCAGUCGAAUAAUAUCGUGAAAAGAUGCCCGAAGACGUCAGCAUGUCUGAUGCCGGCGAGGUGGAGACCUUCGCCUUCCAGGCCGAGAUCGCUCAGUUGAUGAGCUUGAUUAUUAAUACCUUCUACUCCAACAAGGAAAUAUUUAUUCGAGAAUUGAUCUCCAAUUCGUCUGAUGCAUUGGACAAGAUACGAUAUGAAUCUCUAACAGAUCCAUCCAAGUUGGAUACGUGCAAAGAACUAUUUAUUAAAAUUGUUCCAAAUAAGAAUGACCGUACCCUGACUAUUCUUGAUUCUGGCAUUGGUAUGACCAAAGCUGAUCUUGUAAACAAUCUGGGUACUAUUGCCAAGUCCGGCACAAAGGCAUUCAUGGAAGCUUUGCAGGCAGGUGCUGAUAUUUCCAUGAUUGGACAGUUUGGUGUAGGUUUCUACUCUGCAUAUCUUGUAGCUGACAAAGUCACUGUAAUCUCGAAGCACAAUGAUGAUGAGCAAUAUUUAUGGGAAUCUUCUGCUGGAGGCUCGUUUACGGUUCGUCCUGACAAUGGCGAACCUAUUGGACGAGGUACAAAAAUCGUCUUGCAUAUCAAGGAGGAUCAAACCGAGUAUUUGGAAGAAUCAAAAAUUAAAGAGAUUGUGAAGAAACAUUCCCAAUUCAUCGGCUAUCCCAUCAAGCUCGUUGUAGAGAAAGAGCGUGAUAAGGAAUUGAGCGAGGACGAGGAAGAAGAACCUGCAAAGGAAGGCGAGACUGAAGAUGAAAAGCCAAAGAUCGAGGAUGUUGGAGAAGAUGAAGAAGAAGACAAGCCCAAAGAUGAAAAGAAAAAGAAGAAGAAAACUAUCAAGGAGAAGUACACCGAAGACGAGGAAUUGAACAAGACGAAGCCGAUCUGGACGAGAAAUCCUGAUGACAUUACACAGGAAGAAUAUGGUGAAUUCUACAAGAGCUUGACCAACGAUUGGGAAGAUCAUUUGGCUGUGAAACAUUUCUCUGUAGAGGGACAAUUGGAAUUCAGAGCACUGCUAUUUAUCCCACGUCGUGCGCCGUUCGAUCUGUUCGAGAACAAGAAAAGAAAGAAUAACAUCAAGUUAUAUGUGCGACGUGUCUUCAUCAUGGAUAACUGCGAAGACCUAAUCCCUGAAUAUCUGAACUUCAUCAAGGGUGUUGUAGACAGCGAAGAUCUGCCUCUGAAUAUCUCUCGUGAGAUGUUACAACAAAAUAAGAUUCUGAAAGUCAUCAGGAAAAAUCUCGUUAAGAAAUGCUUAGAACUUUUCGAAGAAUUAUCAGAGGAUAAGGAAAACUAUAAGAAGUGUUACGAGCAAUUUAGCAAGAAUCUGAAAUUGGGUAUCCACGAGGACAGUCAGAAUAGGAAGAAGCUCUCAGAGUUGCUGCGCUAUCACACUUCUGCAUCUGGUGAUGAAAUGUGCUCGCUUAAAGAUUAUGUUGGCAGGAUGAAGGAAAGCCAGAAGCACAUUUAUUACAUCACUGGUGAGAGCAGGGAACAGGUCGCCAACAGUUCAUUCGUAGAGCGAGUAAAGAAGCGUGGUUUCGAAGUCGUCUACAUGACUGAACCCAUUGAUGAAUACGUCGUUCAACAGCUGAAGGAAUUCGACGGAAAGCAGUUGGUAUCAGUCACGAAGGAGGGUUUGGAAUUGCCAGAGGAUGAGGAGGAGAAGAAGAAGCGCGAAGAGGACAAGGCCAAAUUCGAAAAUCUUUGCAAAGUCAUGAAAGAUAUCCUGGACAAGAAGGUGGAAAAAGUAGUAGUUUCCAACAGAUUGGUCGAUUCGCCUUGCUGUAUCGUCACAUCACAGUAUGGCUGGACAGCGAAUAUGGAAAGGAUCAUGAAGGCACAAGCUCUCCGAGAUACAUCCACUAUGGGAUAUAUGGCCGCGAAAAAACAUUUGGAGAUCAAUCCCGAUCAUCCCAUCAUGGAGAAUUUGAGGCAAAAGGCUGAAGCUGACAAACACGAUAAGUCUGUUAAAGAUCUAGUCAUGCUGCUAUUCGAGACUGCUCUCUUGUCGUCUGGUUUUGCGCUUGAAGAUCCUCAAGUACACGCAUCUAGAAUAUACAGGAUGAUCAAACUCGGCUUGGGCUUCGAUGAUGAGGAUACGCCGAAUACUGAGGAUGAGAAGAUGGACACGGAAGUGCCGGCAUUGGAGGGUGAUGCGGAAGAAGCGUCGAGAAUGGAAGAAGUAGAUUAAAAUUUAUAAAUUAAGUUUUUACUUUAACUCAUUCAUCGAUAAAAAAUUA